Molecule: messenger RNA, 498 nt
Organism: Puccinia graminis f. sp. tritici CRL 75-36-700-3
Lineage: Eukaryota; Fungi; Basidiomycota; Pucciniomycetes; Pucciniales; Pucciniaceae
Exons: 4
Coding region: 1-498 (165 amino acids)
Source: RefSeq, a predicted model, not a curated record
AUGAUGCUUCUCUACAAAUUUCCAGUGGUGUGCUCUAACAAGAAGUUCUACUUAUUCUUCCAUUGCACAGCCUACUUCAAAGACACCACCAAGAUGCAGAAAACACAAGCCUUUCUUUGGAUCCUACUAAUCAGUAUUCUACUGGAGGCCAACACCAUCCUUGCAGCCAAUCAUCUAAUGAGACAAUGGCGUUUAAGGGGAGAUGCCUCAGGCAGAGUCACCAGCCUCCCAAUAAUACCCAACCAAGAUGACCACAUCAUCUUCUCUUCGGAUCUAGAAACUAAAGAAUGGAAAGUAGAAAACUCUAGUUCUGAGCACUCUCUGCUCUGUAAGAUCCGAAAAUCAGGCACAAUCAAUUGGAGAGUCGUCCAGAUAAUCCCACCCAAUUCAGAAAUCAGAACUGGUAUUGGUAUGAAGAAAGCCAUCUGUUCUUUACGGAAGAUGGUGUUAUCAUUUUUUAUGAUGUUACUUGUGAUCACUCCCCAUGCAUUAAGAUAA